This is a messenger RNA of Arachis stenosperma, 780 nucleotides long. RefSeq lists its product as uncharacterized. Bases 252 to 575 code for a protein of 107 amino acids. Lineage: Eukaryota; Viridiplantae; Streptophyta; Magnoliopsida; Fabales; Fabaceae. The transcript has 3 exons. The record is from RefSeq and is a predicted model, not a curated record.
GUCUUGCUUGCUGUGUUGCUGUUUAAUGGUUCAUGUUAUUGUUGUUUAAUGGUUCAUUAUAUUGAAAAUAUCCUGCUUGCUGUCUUGCUGUUGCUGGUUGCUGAUUAAUUGUUGAAUGUUGAUAACUUAGUAAUUGGUAUUGCUGGAUUGUUGGUUAUUAAUUUGUUGUGCAGUUUAUUGCUGGUUAUUAAUUUAUUUGUUGUUGUGUUUCUGGCCUUGAUGAGGAGGCUCUGCAACAUGUAAAUUAAGAGAUGGAGGCCAAGGCUGCUGCUCCAUUUGCAUCAGACAGAGCUAACACGUCACAGCCUGCUGCAAACAAGGGAUCGUACUCUCAGGUGGGAUUUUCUUAUGAAGGGAAUGGAAAGGAUGAAUCCCAGAUUUCAGAUGAUGAGGAUGACAAUGAGGAGGAUGAAGAUGAUGAGGAUGAUGAGGAUUUUAACAGUGAUGAUAGCAAUGAUGAAGGAAUGGAAGUAAUAGCUAAAGAAUAUGGGGUUAAAAGGUAUGGUUGGCUUGUUUACAUGGAUAAGAAAGCUAAGGAGGAAGAAAAAAAGGCAAAAAGAGGUGAUCAAAGGUGACCCUGCAAUUAGGAAGCUGAGUCGUAAGGAAAGGAGGAAAGCUUCUCAGAUUGAAAGGGAGAGAGAAAGAGAACCAAUGCGGAUAUCUGGAACGUGUGUGCAGCAUCAUGACCCAUACCGGUAUAAAAUAUUGAGAAGUUUAGCUAUUAUGUAACUUUUUUAUUUCAGGUUGGUUUGUAUUAAGAAGUUUAGCUAUUUUGUUGGA